Molecule: messenger RNA, 7093 nt
Organism: Strigops habroptila (Kakapo)
Lineage: Eukaryota; Metazoa; Chordata; Aves; Psittaciformes; Psittacidae
Gene: ZFYVE16
Product: zinc finger FYVE-type containing 16
Exons: 20
Coding region: 886-5460 (1524 amino acids)
Biological process (GO): endosomal transport; protein targeting to lysosome
Cellular component (GO): early endosome membrane
Molecular function (GO): metal ion binding
Source: RefSeq, a predicted model, not a curated record
AAUUGGUGGGUAGGUGUAUGGUGGAGGGGUAUGGGAGGGGAGGAGAGGAAGAGAAAGCUGGUAGCUAAAUAAUUAAGCACCCUUAAAGUGGGAGAAGAGGCAUACUGGGUUUGAUGCAGCACUUCACUUCUACAGCACUGUGAACUUAGUUCUUAAAGGUUGUGUUUCUGUCAGAGGCUUUGUUCUAACUGUGGUAGCUGAUGGGUGGUAAGCUGGGAGAAAACUACUUAAAUCCUGUUGCGAGGAUAAAAGCUUCAGUAUAGCUUUCUGCACAGGCUAAAUAUGAUUAAACACAAUCAUGGAGCUGAAAUGAUGUAACUUUGCAGUGAUCAAAAAGACUUUCCUGCUAAUCUAAAAUUAAGAUGGGCCAAAGACCUCUGUGCGUAUGUGGUUUUCUUUAUCUCUAAACCUGAUCUUUUCUUGUUUUAGCAUGCUCCAAAUAAAAGCAGGGCUGAUUCUGCAGUGACAAUUAGCUGUGACUAGCUGGAGACCUGGUAAUGCCUAUGCUUAUUAACACUAUGAAGAAUGUUCUUCAAGGAUUCUUAAACAUCAAAAGGCAGCUUGUAAUCAAACAUUAAACUGGUUAGCUGUACUGAUUUCUUCCUGCUUGUGCAUUGCCCCUUCUGGUGUGCUGGCAUGCUUUUUUGUAUGUCUGCAUGAGGAACUCAUCUGGAUGAAAAAUAACUAAGGAAAAGCUCUAUUAAACCCAAGCAAAUCUAGAGAGCAAAAAACAAAACUUGGUCUUGCUGCUGAAAGAGGAUUUGAAACUACAUAAGAAACCAGGAGGCUUUUGCAGUUCUUUGGUGAUGCAGAUACAUGGAUUCUGGACAGAAAGGUUCAAGAUAGGUUUAAGAAGGCUAAAGCUUCACUAGAACUGUGUCUAGAAUGGACAGUUACUUUAAAGCUGCAGUUUGUGACUUGGACAAACUACUCGAUGAAUUUGAACAGAAUACAGCAGAUGAGUAUGACUGCUACAGAACUCCCCAAAAUCCAUAUGACUCAAAACACCAUUCACUUUCUUCGGUUCUGGAUUGCUUACAACAUGUAUACCCAGCACCAAAACUGCAAGAGGAUGCUAACAGUUGUACUUCAUCAGAAGAGAUCUCUCUAACUAGCCACAUUGGAGCAUGUGAAGUGCUUCCGAGUUACUCACCGCAAAACGAGCAACAGAAUGUUUCUGGACCUGAUCUUUUGUCUACUGUGGACAGCAGUUCCUUAAAGGAAAUUCCGGCUUCUAACCUGAGAAGCUGCAGUGUACCUGUGUGUGAUCUCGUUAAUGACACAAGUAACUUAAUCCACUCAGUGUCUGCUCAGGAAGAUACUCAAAAGUUGCAGCCAGAUGACUUCCAGUAUAGUGAAGGCUUGAUUGGCUUUGGUGUAUCUUGUAUACCUGUUCCUACUUGUGUGUCAUCAGCUGGUCACAGCAGUGUUUCAAGUACAGAGCAGAGGGAUGAGAGCUCAAUGCUACAAGAUUUAGGACAUCUUAAAAAGGAGGAGAUUAAUCAUUUAGCUUUAAAAUCAGACAGUUAUGCUACAGCAAAGAUCUCGAUUCCAUGUGAUAAUCAACACAGGACAGAAUCUGUAAAGUGCAGUGAAAUAUUUGAGCAGCUUGAACAAACUGCUUGCCUUAAUACUGCAUGUGUAACAUUACAGGAUUCAAAUGUGUACAGUCCUGAAGAUGAGAAAGCAUAUGAAAAAUUGCUUUGUGAACUGCAAGAUGAAAGUGCAGCAAGCAAAGAGAUGUAUGGAAGAGAUGCUAUAGAAAAGGUAGACUCAAAAGAUGAGACCAGUGUUGAAUCCAUGCCUUCAGAUCUGCCAGAGAGGCCUCAGUGGCACAAAAGCCAUGCAGCAUUACCUGUAAAUGGUGUUUUACCAGGCUCCUCAUUUGAAACAGGAGCUAAAGCAGAACUGGAAGAGAAAAUCACAGAAGAUAAUGCAGGAACAGAAGAACUUACUAGCAAUGAAAUACUAAACAGUGUUUCAACUCCAUGUAUUUCGGUUGAGGACAUCCACACCCCGUUGUCGUGUUUUCCACUUCCUGUAUCCAUAUGUGGUUCUUUAGUUGUAACAGACAAAACAGUUACUCCGUUACCUCAAAAUGUGGCAGAGUUUAUUAGUGAUACUUCAGCUGUUCAUGCUGGAAUGUCUAAAACUGAUCUCUCUGAUAGGGAAUCUUGUGAAAACACUGACUUGAGUGAACCAGAAGUAUAUGUAGAUAAAAUCCAUGAAAGUAUUGUGGAAAAACGUACAGAUGAAGAGAGGUGUAGUAAUGAAAAUGAUGACAGUGAUUCUCAGCAAGUCGAAGCUUUUGCUUCUGCCUUCCUAGAAUAUGAAGCUGAGCUAUAUGGUGUUGGUAUAGACUCUUAUUACAAUGAAAGUAUGAGCCCAGUUAUGUCUGACUUUACUGUGGAGGAGAAUGUUAUUAAAAGUGAUACUCUAAUAAGUGAUGCUGAGCUUGAUGAUUUCUUGUAUGGACAAAGUCUUCAAUCCAAUGUGUUGAAGUCUUCAGAUGAUGAUAGUAACUUAAUGGAAGCUGAUACAGAUGAAGGGAAUUUAAUAAAUGUGAACAACGUGGGUUUCAUAGAGCUCACUGAAGAACACAUGCAAGCAAAACUGGAGGAGAUAACAAACAUUAGUGAUAAUCUUAAAGUAUCUCUUACUGCCAGUGAAUCGGAAUCUGCAACAGAAGAGAAUAUGUGUAGUAGUCAGGACAUGAUUGAGAGCAGUAGUGAAGCACUAGUUCCUAGUGUUCGUACUGAAGGUGCGAGACCAAAGCAGUUGCUUGGCCUUUCCCACAGAGCUGUUGGUCAAAGACAACAGAGAGGAACAGAUGUACUUGAGAGGGAGAAUCAGGAAGCCAGUUCUGUUAUCCCAGAAGCUCCCCUCUCAGGCACCAGCCUACAGGUUGAUAAAAAUCCUUAUCCUGCGCACUCUGGGGAAAGCAGCUGUGAAGCUGGAGGAAAUCAAACAUCUGAAAAUGUGAAAUCACUUAAAACACCUGCAGUUCUGUCCUGGAAACAACCAUUGUGGGUUCCUGACUCAGAGGCACCCAACUGCAUGAACUGCCAAGUCAAGUUCACCUUUACAAAAAGACGGCACCACUGUCGUGCAUGUGGAAAGGUUUUUUGUGGUGCCUGUUGCAAACGAAAAUGCAAACUACAGUACAUGGAGAAGGAAGCAAGAGUGUGUACUGGCUGUUAUAAUGACAUUAAUAAAGCACAGGCAUUUGAAAGGAUGAUGAGUCCAACUGGUCCUGUCCCAAAUUCCAGUGUUUCUGUUGAGUGUUCUGCUGUUCCAUCUUUGGAGGAAGCUCAGAUACCUGGUAGUGCUAGCUCUCCUUCACCUUCUACAUCAUUACCUAUCCCGGUACUUAAACAGCCUGGUACUGAAGGGCUGUGCCCCAAAGAACAGAGGAGAGUUUGGUUUGCGGAUGGGAUUUUACCAAAUGGCGAAGUGGCAGAUACAACAAAACUUUCCUCGGGAGCAAGGAGGUCAUCAGAGGACUUAAGUCCAGUAAACCCUGAGGUGCCAGAGGUGCAUAUGGCUGCAAGCCCAGAGGAAGAUGAUAUGUUACCUGAUGUAGAUCCAAAACAGAAGGAAGAAAGUGAUGAUAUUACACAAAUGGAGGAAUUAUGUCCUGUUUCUUCAGAUGAUGCACAGCAGGCCGUUCCAGACCAGAGUGAGGUGGUACAUAGUUAUACAUCUGUAACUCUAGAAACCGAAGAGUGUUCUCCUGCUGCAGAAGCUGAGAAGACUAGUUCCAGUUCAGUUGAUCAGACUACUAGCAAUGUGCCUGUUAGUCCUUCAAGUUACAGAGCACUGUGUGGUGUUGAGAACUGUGUUCGCAAAGAGAUCAGCCUUGUUCCUGAUGGUGAUAAACUGCCACCGCUUCUGCUUGCAGUGGGUGAAAAAGGAAAAGAUCCUCUAGUGGAAGAACAUCCAUCUCGCCAAAAGAUCACCUUGCUUCUUGUGGAAGGAGGUCGUAAUCUGUUAACUUUUAUCCUAAAUGCAAACUUGCUUGUGAAUGUCAAGCUAAUAACUUAUUCUUCAGAAAAGUGCUGGUACUUCUCAACAAACGGACUGCAUGGUUUGGGUCAGGCGGAAAUUGUCAUUCUGUUGCAGUGUUUGCCAGAUGAAGAGAUUUUUCCUUGUGAAAUACUUAAAUUAUUUAUUGACAUCUAUAAGGAUGCAAUGAAAGAUUCUGUUCCUCUUUCUACAGGAAGGUUAAUAAGAAACAUGGAAAAUAUUACUUUUACUGAAAAUUUUUUCAGUAACAAAGAGCAUGGAGGAUUCCUGUUUGUUUCACCAACUUUUCAGAAACUUGAUGAUCAAAUUCUGCCAGAUCACCCUUUUCUUUUCGGUGUUCUCAUCCAUAAGCUGGAAAUACCCUGGGCAAAAGUUUUUCCUAUCCGUUUAAUGUUGAGACUGGGAGCAGAAUACGGGGCAUAUCCUACCUCUGUAGUAAGUUUCAGGCACCGGAAGCCACUCUUUGGUGAGAUUGGACACACAAUUAUGAACCUACUUGUUGACCUUAGAAAUUACCAGUAUACUUUACAUACCAUAGACAACCUGUUUGUUCAUGUGGAAAUGGGUAGAAGCUGUGUUAAAAUACCCCUGAGAAAGUACAGUGAGAUAAUGAAGGUGAUAAAUUCUUCUAAUGAACAUGUGAUUAGUAUUGGAGCAAGUUUUAAUACUGAAGCAGAUUCUCACUUGGUGUGUGUGCAGAAUAAGCAUGGCCUUUAUCACACACAAGCAAUCAGUGCUACUGGACAUCCCAGGAAAGUUACAGGUGCAAGUUUUGUGGUGUUUAAUGGAGCCCUAAAAACAUCUUCAGGAUUUUUAGCUAAAUCCAGUAUAAUUGAAGAUGGACUAAUGGUACAAAUAACACCAGAAAUGAUGGAAAGCCUACGUCAGGCGUUAAGAGACAAGAAGGACUUUAAAAUAACUUGUGGCAAAGCGGAUACAGGAGACAUGAAAGAAUAUGUAGAUAUUUGCUGGGUAGAAAAUGAAGAAAAAACAAAUGAAGGAAUUUUAAGCCCAGUUGAUGGAAAAUCAAUGGAAGGAACUCAGAGUGAGAAAGUACCACAAGGCAGAGACUUUCAAAGAGAGGGAAAAGUCAUGAAGUGUACUGAAGUCCACUAUUUUCUAAAAAACAAUGAGCUCUCCAGUCCUGUUCCUUACCAGUUUACUAAAGAGAUUGCUAUUGCCUGCAGUACUGCUCUUUGCCCACACCUUAAAACUUUAAAAAACAACGGGAUGAGUAAAAUAGGCCUAAGAGUUUCUGUUGACUUGGAUAUGGUUGAGUACUUAGCUGGAUCCGGAGGUCACCUUCUUCCACAGAAGUAUCUGAAUGAAUUGGACAGUGCUCUGAUUCCUGUGAUUCAUGGUGGAAUGUCAGAUCCUACAAGUUUACCAUUGAAAAUGGAGUUAAUAUUUUUCAUUAUAGAACAUCUGUUUUGAUUAGGUUGAUUACAGGCAAUACUCUGAUUUGCUAGAUCUGAACACCAAAGUUAAAAUGCUUCAAACACUAAAAAUGUUAAAGUUCUAAACCUGUUAUGUCUUAAUAGAUUUUCAAAAUGUUUUUUAAACCCUCAAAUCCUCUCUGGUUACUUUACUACAAAAGACAAUUUGUUUGUAAUAUUUCCUAAAGUUCAGAAAGUUUACACUUAAUACAUGUGCAAAAGAGGGCGAGUUUUAUUACCUCUUUACACAGCUGUAGCAUUUACUAUGUGUAGUGUAACUUUAAGCCAUACUGUCUUGCCUCUUAAGCUCAGAUAAAUGCAUUACAGAAAAUUGCUAUGGCUACACCUAAUCUCUGCAGCAUGUGCUUUCCAUGUGCAAGUGAGCUAAAACACUGAAGUAGAAGCUGGCACAAAACUUUUCUUGCCGUUGGAGAUUUAAAUGUGAGAUGUUCUGCAGCUGACUGCAGACUUCAUAUGUGGGCACCUUCUGACAGUUGUUCGUGGUCAGCAUGGGGAGGAAUUUCACAGGUAUGCUUAUGAAGACUUUGAAGUUGAAGUCCUUCACAUCAGGAUGUUAUGCUGGUGCUUCAAGAACAUACGCGCUGAAUUAAUUUUUUUUUAAUAGAUUAACUGAUUUCCUUCUUGCAUUCAUGAGGAUUUGCCUAACUUGAAUGGAUGCUAUUUUUAUAAAUACUACUUUUUUUUCUUUACUCUGUGUUCAGAACUCCUGAUACGAUUUGACCUUUCAAGGAUUACUAAAAACCAGAUUACCCUCGAGUAAUCUACAUAUAGCAAUAAAUCAGACAAGAAUUCUGCAAUGUGUUUUCUGCUUGAUCUACUGCUUUGCCACUUCUUAGUAGCCACCUUUACUUUCAGGGAGAAUAGAUGUAUUAAGUGUGAAUUUUCAUUAACAGAUGGAUUUUUAGUAUACCUGAGGUUCUUGCACAGGAUGUAUUUUUGAUACUGAGUCAUUAAGAUCUAUUUAUGUAUUUGUGAUGCAUGUGACUUGUACUGAGGUUCAGAGAACCAUAAUGGGGUUUGGUAACUGUCACACAACUGUUCAUUAAGAACAGAACCAAAACUAAAUAUAAACAAGAUCUAUACUGUUUUCAGUAAAAGUGCUGGUACAGUUUUCUAAGGAGAGUAUUGAAACUUUGAUGCCUUCUUGAUGCUAAUAAGGGGAUAUUUUAUGUUUUUGUAUCAAAAACAAUUUGUAACUUAACCUAAUCUGCUCUGCUGUUACCUGUGCUUUAAAAUAGUGGUUUUAGAAGGGUUCAGGCUUUACAAUCUUACCCUGGAGGAAGCCAAGGCUGCAGUCAAGCUGAUUAAUGCAACCUCUGCAGAGAAACUGCAGCUCUGGGGAAGAGCUGAAGACCACAUCAGGAACAAAACCUGUGCCGGCAUGAAAACAAGCAGCAUCCAGGCAGUCGAGGAGAGACCGGGGGUUAGCCAGGCCAGCGGGACCAUGUCCAUCCUGAGGGGAUACAUAAGGCAGCUGCCUCCUGCCGCUCACUCUCUACUAACUUCUUUCAAGUAGUGAUCAAUAAAGUUCGCUAAAAUGCUUGAUACCUUACAUGUUAGUUUUGUUGGGAGGUUUUUUUAAUAAUAAAGACCACUUUUUGGGGGCAGUA